CUCCGAUUAGUCGGUCGCGCAUUAGACAGAACCGAACGGUUUCCAUUUUCUUAUACAUUGAAAGAUGAAGCUUCUAAUUGUUUUCGGUGUAACAAUCCUUGUUUUGACAACUUUUGUCGAGGCGAAAGAGAUAUCCCAGCUCUUGCAGGACCGACGUUACGUUGAAAGGCAAAUCAGAUGUAUUUUGAACGAAGGACAUUGUGAUAUUAUAGGGAAAACGGUUAAAGAAUUAUUGCCGGAAGCGUUGAACGACAAUUGCCGACAUUGUACAUCACGACAAAGGGAGCACGCACAGACAUUGAUGGCGUUCACGCAAAGAAAUUAUCCGAACGAAUGGCUCGCGAUCGUUCAACAGUAUGGGAGAAUGUGAUAUCGUAAAUAUUGAGGAAUUCAAUGGAACAACCGACAAUCGAAACAAAUCACAUUCAGCCGAUAUGUUUGAAUAGUUUCUAGAAUUGACAACUGGUUCAUUUCCGAUAUAUUAUGUAUUGUUAACAUUACCUGACGACUUUUUAUGAAAAAUAUAUGUUU
Messenger RNA from Dufourea novaeangliae, 531 nucleotides. RefSeq names its product ejaculatory bulb-specific protein 3-like. The record is from RefSeq and is a predicted model, not a curated record. NCBI's taxonomy places the organism in Eukaryota, Metazoa, Arthropoda, Insecta, Hymenoptera, Halictidae. Bases 65 to 370 code for a protein of 101 amino acids. The transcript has 2 exons.